ACAGCUCCUUGCAAGGGCUAGCAGGAAGGGUUAUCAUCCAUAUAUCCCUUUCUUCUUGCGCUUGUUUUUAUUUCAACCACUUCAGUUGGGCUAUUGGUUAUCAAACCGGGGAGCUGCUCUAAAGAAAAGGAAAUCAUUGGGAGAACAAUGACCCAAAGGCAUUCAUAAAAUUAAAAUAAAAAAUAAAAAAAAUUGCAAUUUAUUACUGGAUUGCUGCAAUUUAGCUCAAGGUCACUAAUACCUGGUGAUUUGAUACAAAAUGCGGAAGCAUCGAUACUUGCCAUUGUGUGCCCUCUUGGGGCUAAUACUCUCCGGCUUUCACUCUACCACCGAAGCUCAGACCGAUGGUCGACAGGGCGUGGCAGCAGAUAUAAUCUUUCUAGUGGACUCGUCGUGGAGCAUUGGAAAGGAAAAUUUCCAAUACGUGAGGGAAUUUCUGUACAAUGUGGUAAAAGCUUUAAACAAGGGGCACGAUGAAUUUAAUUUCGCUAUCGUCCAGUACAGUGGCUCGCCCAAAACAGAGUUCCAAUUAAACACAUACACCGAUAAGCAGGACAUACUUUUCCACAUAUGGAGUAUGCCAUAUCGGGGGGGCGGCACAAGAACGGGACUGGGGCUGGAGUACCUGAUUAAGAAUCACCUGACUGAGGCGGCUGGCAGCCGGGCCAGCGAAGGUGUCCCGCAGAUCAUUGUAGUUUUGACGGACGGUCGUUCCCAAGAUGAUGUUAUACCACCGUCGUCAAUCCUAAAAAUGGCAGACGUUGACAUGUUCGCUGUGGGAGUGCAGCAUGCCGUGGAAUGGGAGCUGAAGGAGAUAGCCAGCAAGCCUCUAGAGACUCACAUGUACAAUGUAGACAAUUUUACUGCCCUACACAGUAUAGUAGGAGAUAUAGUCACCAAUCUACAUGCAGCCGCAGCGUCCCCUGCACUGGCUGAAGCACAAGGAGUAAUAAAAGAUGUUACAGCGCAAGAGUCGGCUGACCUUGUAUUCUUAAUUGACGGAUCAGAUAACGUUGGAGCUGCCAACUUCCCAAUCAUCCGUGAUUUUGUUCUGAAUUUCAUUGAUAACCUCAGUGUGGGAGAUGAUGCAAUGAGAGUUGCUGUUGUUCAGUAUAGUGAUGAUCCCAACAUUGAGUUCUAUUUAAGUAGCUACAGCACCAAAACUGAGGUUAUGGAUGCCGUGAAGGGACUUAGCUUCAAAGGCGGUGCGGAGGCUAAUAUGGGGGCUGCUCUGGAGGCAGUGGCUCAAAACCUCUUCACAGCAGGCGCAGGCAGCAGAGCAGAGGAUGGGGUACCCCAAACUUUAGUGGUUAUCAGCGCUGGGCAGUCCAGCGACGAUAUCAGAGAGGGGCAGUUUGCUCUAAGUCAAGCUAGCAUUUAUACUUUUGGCAUUGGGGCUGGGAUUACAGACACCUCGGAGCUUGAGCAGAUCGCCACGAACCCCAGCUUUGUGUUUGCAUCUCCAAAUUUCAAUGACAUUGAUGACCUGCAAGAUCAGGUACUGCCAUUAAUUAAUGGGCUGGCCCAACGAACCACUGCCAUUCAGCCCUCAACCGUAUUCACAGAAGUUUCGCAAGUCAGCAGGAGGGACAUUGUCUUCCUUAUAGAUGGGUCCCAGGUUAUGGGUAAUACCCUUUUUACUGCCAUUCGUAACUUUAUAGUGGACUUCAUCAACAAACUUCCAAUUGGACCUGACCAGGUUCAGGUCGCUGUGGCCCAGUACACCAGUGACGCUAGAAUUGAGUUAGAUCUGAACAGCCAUGCAACAAAAGAACUGGCAGCGGCUGCUGUAAAAAAGCUGAAAAUAAAAGGAGGCUCACAAGUAGCAAAUACAGGAGCGGCCCUGGACUUUGUCAGAACCAACAUGUUCAUCCCAUCUAAAGGGAGCAGAAUACAGCAGAAUGUGCCCCAACUUAUGAUCCUGUUCACUGCCAGAAAGUCCAGCGAUUCUAUCGUCCAGCCAGCUGAAGAGAUGAAACGCAGUGGGGUCUUAACUUUGGCUGCUGGGGCCAAAAACGCUGACAUUAAAGAGCUUUCACAGAUAGCGUUUGACGAGAAGUUGGCCUUCUUGGUAAAGGAUUUCCGUGGGCUGUUCAAGAAUCCACAAACUAUUAUUGCCCCACUGACUACUCUGUCUGGAGCGAUUAUCACGGAGGAGCCAACAGAAGUUAUAAUAACAACAACGCAGACUAUUCCAAGAGUUGUGCGGGACAUUGUUUUCCUAGUUGACGGAUCAAGCAAUGUUGGAAACGCCAAUUUCCCUUAUGUGCGUGACUUCAUCACAAAUGUCGUGAAUAACCUCAAUGUUCAACCGGAUAAAGUUAGAAUUGGCCUGUUGCAGUACAGCGGUGAUCAGCGCACAGAGUUUUAUUUAAGGACCCACACCACAAAGGAUCAAGUGUUAGCCAACAUAGCUCAGCUCAGGCUUAAAGGUGGAGCGGCUUUAAACACUGGUGCUGCUCUGGAGUACGCCCUUGCCAACCACUUCACGAGAGAAGCUGGGUCCCGGAGUGCUGAUGGUGUAGCACAAGCCUUAGUGCUUAUAACAGCAGGCAUGUCUCAGGACGAAGUCAGAAGAGUCGCUGAUAAAGUAGCCAAUGCAGGUGUUGUGACAUUUGCUGUGGGAGUGGGCCGUGCAGACCAAGAGUUUCUGCAGCCAAUUGCCUUUGCCCCUCCUCUUGCUUACUACACAAGAGCUUUUACUGGUCUGACAGGCAUUGUGGAAGAGUUGAUUAAUCCUUUGCAGACAGUGGUGGGUGAAGUUGAGACAACUGUUGUAGAAGGUGUCAAAAAAGAUGUUGUAUUCCUGAUUGAUGGCUCUGACGAUGUAGGAGGGGAUUUUUCCUAUAUCCGUGACUUCAUUUCACAAGUAAUCCAAACUCUUAACGUUGGAAUCGACAAGGUGCGCAUUUCUGUAGUCCAGUACAGUGACAGUGCAUCUCCCAGUUUCUACCUAAACUCCUUCACGACCAAAGAAGAGAUCCUAAACGCUGUCAGUGGCCUCUCACUUAUAGGUGGAACAUCCUUAAACACUGGUGCAGCACUUAGUUUCCUCAAAGACACUAUCUUUACACCCACUUACGGAAGCAGAAUUUCAGAAAACGUCCCACAGUUCCUCAUUGCAGUGUCUGCAGGAAGGUCGGAAGACAGUAUCCAAGAGCCAGCCAGAGCACUAAAGACAGCUGGGGUUGUUCCUUUCACCAUUGGAGUCAAGAACGCUGACAUCAGAGAGAUAAGAGAGAUUGCAUACACUCCUUCUUUUGCAUUCACCAUCAGUGACUUCAGCCAGUUUACCUCAGUCCAGCAGCAACUUGAAAACUAUGUGAGCACUCUGACUAAGACAUCCAUUGAAAAGAUAAUCCCAACAGUUGUUACUGAAGCCAUCAAAAGAGAUGUUGUGUUUCUGCUUGAUGGUUCUGAUGACACUAGAAAUGGAUUCACAGCAAUCCGCGAGUUUGUUCAAAGUGUAGUGGAGAACUUUGAUGUGGAGGAAAACAAAGAUCGAGUUGCUGUGGUCCAAUACAGUAACAAGCCUACAGCUAAUUUCUAUCUAAAUACAUACUCAACCAAGGAGGAUGUCCUUAAUACAAUCAGAGGCCUGAGACAUAAAGCUGGAAGACCCCUCAACACUGGAGCAGCUCUCCAGUUUGUUAUGGACAAUGUCUUUACUGCUUCUUCUGGUAGCAGACGUCUUGAGGGUGUGCCCCAGAUCUUAAUUCUGCUGACUGGUGGAAGGUCCAGAGAUGAUGUUGGGGCUUCAGCAACUGCUCUAAAAGGGCUUGGGGUUGUGCCUUUUAGUAUUGGAACAAGAACUGCAGAUACCAGGGAGUUGCAAACAAUUUCUUUCGCCCCUGAUUUUAUUUACCCAAUCCCUGGAUUUAGUGAUCUGCAAACUAUCCAGCAACAGCUGCUGUCCUCAGUUAAAAGCAUAUCUAAAAGUGAAAGUAUACAGCCUGAAACUCCAACGGUUAUAGUUGACAAAGAAGGUGCUCAGAGGGAUGUUGUGUUUCUACUUGAUGGUUCUGAUGAUACUAGGAAUGGAUUCCCAGCAAUCCGUGAUUUUGUUCGAAGAGUAGUGGAGAAUAUGGAUGUGGAGCAAAAUAAAGAUCGAGUUGCUGUGGUGCAGUACAGUAAUGAUGCAGCAGCAACAUUCUACCUGAAUACAUAUUCAACCAAGGAGGAUGUCCUUAAUACCAUCAGAGGCCUGAGACAUAAAGGUGGAAGACCCCUCAACACUGGAGCAGCUCUCCAGUUUGUUAUGGACAACGUCUUUACUGCUUCUUCUGGUAGCAGACGUCUCGAAGGUGUUCCACAGGUCUUAAUUCUGCUGACUGGUGGACGUUCCAGAGAUGACGUUGGGGCUUCAGCAACUGCUCUAAAAGGUCUUGGGGUUGUGCCUUUUGGUAUCGGAACAAGAAAUGCAGAUACCAGGGAGUUGCAAAGAAUUUCAUACGACCCUGCUUUUGCUCUUUCUGUUUCUGACUUCUCUGAUCUUCCAAACAUCCAGCAGCAACUUCUGUCCUCUAUUACAAGAGUUACUAGAGAGAGAACAACAGAGACACCAACAGUCAUAGUUGACAAAGAAGGUGCUCAAAGGGAUGUUGUGUUUCUACUUGAUGGUUCUGAUGAUACUAGGAAUGGAUUCCCAGCAAUCCGUGAUUUUGUUCGAGUAGUAGUGGAGAAUAUGGAUGUGGAGCAAAAUAAAGAUCGAGUUGCUGUGGUGCAGUACAGUAAUGAUGCAGCAGCAACAUUCUACCUGAAUACAUAUUCAACCAAGGAGGAUGUCCUUAAUACCAUCAGAGGCCUGAGACAUAAAGGUGGAAGACCCCUCAACACUGGAGCAGCUCUCCAGUUUGUUAUGGACAACGUCUUUACUGCUUCUUCUGGUAGCAGACGUCUUGAGGGUGUUCCACAGGUUUUAAUUCUGCUGACUGGUGGACGUUCCAGAGAUGACGUUGGGGCUUCAGCAACUGCUCUAAAAGGUCUUGGGGUUGUGCCUUUUGGUAUCGGAACAAGAAAUGCAGAUACCAGGGAGUUGCAAAGAAUUUCAUACGACCCUGCUUUUGCUCUUUCUGUUUCUGACUUCUCUGAUCUUCCAAACAUCCAGCAGCAACUUCUGUCCUCUAUUACAAGAGUUACUAGAGAGAGAACAACAGAGACACCAACAGUCAUAGUUGACAAAGAAGGUGCUCAAAAGGAUGUUGUGUUUCUACUCGACGGUUCUGAUGAUACUAGGAAUGGAUUCCCAGCAAUCCGUGAUUUUGUUCGAAGAGUAGUGGAGAAUAUGGAUGUGGAGCAAAAUAAAGAUCGAGUUGCUGUGGUGCAGUACAGUAAUGAUGCAGCAGCAACAUUCUACCUGAAUACAUAUUCAACCAAGGAGGAUGUCCUUAAUACCAUCAGAGGCCUGAGACAUAAAGGUGGAAGACCCCUCAACACUGGAGCAGCUCUCCAGUUUGUUAUGGACAACGUCUUUACUGCUUCUUCUGGUAGCAGACGUCUCGAAGGUGUUCCACAGGUCUUAAUUCUGCUGACUGGUGGACGUUCCAGAGAUGACGUUGGGGCUUCAGCAACUGCUCUAAAAGGUCUUGGGGUUGUGCCUUUUGGUAUCGGAACAAGAAAUGCAGAUACCAGGGAGUUGCAAAGAAUUUCAUACGACCCUGCUUUUGCUCUUUCUGUUUCUGACUUCUCUGAUCUUCCAAACAUCCAGCAGCAACUUCUGUCCUCUAUUACAAGAGUUACUAGAGAGAGAACAACAGAGACACCAACAGUCAUAGCUGACAAAGAAGGUGCUCAGAGGGAUGUUGUGUUUCUACUUGAUGGUUCUGAUGAUACUAGGAAUGGAUUCCCAGCAAUCCGUGAUUUUGUUCGAAGAGUAGUGGAGAAUAUGGAUGUGGAGGAAAAUAAAGAUCGAGUUGCUGUGGUGCAGUACAGUAAUGAUGCAGCAGCAACAUUCUACCUGAAUACAUAUUCAACCAAGGAGGAUGUCCUUAAUACCAUCAGAGGCCUGAGACAUAAAGGUGGAAGACCCCUCAACACUGGAGCAGCUCUCCAGUUUGUUAUGGACAACGUCUUUACUGCUUCUUCUGGUAGCAGACGUCUUGAGGGUGUUCCACAGGUUUUAAUUCUGCUGACUGGUGGACGUUCCAGAGAUGAUGUUGGGGCUUCAGCAACUGCUCUAAAAGGUCUUGGGGUUGUGCCUUUUGGUAUCGGAACAAGAAAUGCAGAUACCAGGGAGUUGCAAACAAUUUCAUACGACCCUGCUUUUGCUCUUUCUGUUUCUGACUUCUCUGAUCUUCCAAACAUCCAGCAGCAACUUCUGUCCUCUAUUACAAGAGUUACUAGAGAGAGAACAACAGAGACACCAACAGUCAUAGUUGACAAAGAAGGUGCUCAAAGGGAUGUUGUGUUUCUACUCGACGGUUCUGAUGAUACUAGGAAUGGAUUCCCAGCAAUCCGUGAUUUUGUUCGAAGAGUAGUGGAGAAUAUGGAUGUGGAGCAAAAUAAAGAUCGAGUUGCUGUGGUGCAGUACAGUAAUGAUGCAGCAGCAACAUUCUACCUGAAUACAUAUUCAACCAAGGAGGAUGUCCUUAAUACCAUCAGAGGCCUGAGACAUAAAGGUGGAAGACCCCUCAACACUGGAGCAGCUCUCCAGUUUGUUAUGGACAACGUCUUUACUGCUUCUUCUGGUAGCAGACGUCUUGAGGGUGUUCCACAGGUCUUAAUUCUGCUGACUGGUGGACGUUCCAGAGAUGACGUUGGGGCUUCAGCAGCUGCUCUAAAAGGGCUUGGGGUUGUGCCUUUUGGUAUCGGAACAAGAACUGCAGAUAUCAGGGAGCUGCAAAGAAUUUCAUACGACCCAGCUUUUGCUCUUUCUGUUUCUGACUUCUCUGAUCUUCCAAACAUCCAGCAGCAACUUCUGUCCUCUAUUACAAGAGUUAUUAGAGAGAGAACAACAGAGCUACCAACAGUCGUAGUUGACAAAGAAGGUGCUCAGAGGGAUGUUGUGUUUCUACUUGAUGGUUCUGAUGAUACUAGGAAUGGAUUCCCAGCAAUCCGUGAUUUUGUUCGAAGAGUAGUGGAGAAUAUGGAUGUGGAGCAAAAUAAAGAUCGAGUUGCUGUGGUGCAGUACAGUAAUGAUGCAGCAGCAACAUUCUACCUGAAUACAUAUUCAACCAAGGAGGAUGUCCUUAAUACCAUCAGAGGCCUGAGACAUAAAGGUGGAAGACCCCUCAACACUGGAGCAGCUCUCCAGUUUGUUAUGGACAACGUCUUUACUGCUUCUUCUGGUAGCAGACGUCUUGAAGGUGUUCCACAGGUUUUAAUUCUGCUGACUGGUGGACGUUCCAGAGAUGAUGUUGGGGCUUCAGCAACUGCUCUAAAAGGUCUUGGGGUUGUGCCUUUUGGUAUCGGAACAAGAAAUGCAGAUACCAGGGAGUUGCAAAGAAUUUCAUACGACCCUGCUUUUGCUCUUUCUGUUUCUGACUUCUCUGAUCUUCCAAACAUCCAGCAGCAACUUCUGUCCUCUAUUACAAGAGUUACUAGAGAGAGAACAACAGAGACACCAACAGUCAUAGUUGACAAAGAAGGUGCUCAAAGGGAUGUUGUGUUUCUACUUGAUGGUUCUGAUGAUACUAGGAAUGGAUUCCCAGCAAUCCGUGAUUUUGUUCGAGUAGUAGUGGAGAAUAUGGAUGUGGAGCAAAAUAAAGAUCGAGUUGCUGUGGUGCAGUACAGUAAUGAUGCAGCAGCAACAUUCUACCUGAAUACAUAUUCAACCAAGGAGGAUGUCCUUAAUACCAUCAGAGGCCUGAGACAUAAAGGUGGAAGACCCCUCAACACUGGAGCAGCUCUCCAGUUUGUUAUGGACAACGUCUUUACUGCUUCUUCUGGUAGCAGACAUCUUGAAGAUGUUCCACAGGUCUUAAUUCUGCUGACUGGUGGACGUUCCAGAGAUGACGUUGGGGCUUCAGCAACUGCUCUAAAAGGGCUUGGGGUUGUGCCUUUUGGUAUCGGAACAAGAACUGCAGAUAUCAGGGAGCUGCAAAGAAUUUCAUACGACCCUGCUUUUGCUCUUUCUGUUUCUGACUUCUCUGAUCUUCCAAACAUCCAGCAGGAAGUUCUCUCCUCUCUUACAAGAGUUACUAGAGAGAGAACAACAGAGACACCAACAGUCAUAGUUGACAAAGUUGGCGCUCAAAGGGAUGUUGUCUUUCUACUUGAUGGUUCUGAUGAUACUAGGAAUGGAUUCCCAGCAAUCCGUGAUUUUGUUCGAAGAGUAGUGGAGAAUAUGGAUGUGGAGGAAAAUAAAGAUCGAGUUGCUGUGGUGCAGUACAGUAAUGAUGCAGCUGCAACUUUCUACCUGAAUACAUAUUCAACCAAGGAUGAUGUCCUAAAUACCAUCAGAGGCCUGAGACAUAAAGGUGGAAGACCGCUUAACACUGGAGCAGCUCUCCAGUUUGUUAUGGACAACGUCUUUACUGCUCCUUCUGGUAGCAGAAUUCUUGAGGGUGCUCACCAGUUUUUAAUUCUGCUGACUGGUGGACGUUCCAGAGAUGAUGUUUCGGCUUCAGCAACUGCUCUAAAAGGGCUUGGGGUUGUGCCUUUUGGUAUCGGAACAAGAAAUGCAGACACCAUAGAGUUGCAAACAAUUGCAUAUGAUCCUAGUUAUGCUUUCUCUGCCCGUGACUUCCGUGACCUUCAAAGUAUUGAGCAAGAAUUUAUGUCCUCUGUUACAAGAGCUUCACGGCAGAGACAAGCAGAACCACCUACAUUCAUAGCUUUCCAAGACAGUGACAAGAGGGACGUUGUGUUUUUAAUUGAUGGCACAUACGCAGUGAGAAAUGAUUUAGGUAGCAUCGUCGACCUGAUUACCAGAGUGGUAAAUCAGUUGGAUGUUGGUUUGGACAAAGUGAGAAUCUCUGUGGUGCAAUACAGUGAUGAUGCCAAGGUGGAGUUCCUACUCAACGAACACUCCACCAAAGAAGAGGUUCUCAGUGCAGUCCAGAGAAUCAGAAACAAAGGUGGGAACAAGUUGAACACCGGCGAGGCGCUAGAGUUUGUUUCCAGAAACAUCUUCCAGAGGUUUGCAGGCAGUAGGAUAGAAGAAGGCGUCCCUCAGUUCCUGAUUCUCCUCACCGGGGGAAAGUCUGCAGAUGAUGUUUUCUAUCCUGCAGAAAAGUUAAAGAAGAACAAUGUGGCACCUUUUACUAUCGGAGCGAAGAAUGCUGAUGAAGAGGAGUUAAAGCUGAUAUCUCUCUCUCCUGAAUACUCUUACACUAUAAAAGAGUUCCGUGAUCUGACUGACAUUGAUCAGCAGCUGCUGACACCUGUAAAGACGUUAAGUGCCACUGAUAUCAGACAGAAGAUCCCUUCGGUUACAACUGAUGUUAUUUCUAAUCUUGGAAAAAAGGACAUAAUUUUCCUUAUCGAUGGAUCUGAUAGUGUUGGCGGGGAUGGCAUAGCGCAUAUUCGAGACUUCAUGAUCCAGGUCCUCCAGCAGCUUGAUAUUGGUCCUGAUCAGGUAAAAGUUGCUGUGGUGCAGUAUAGCCGUACCCAGAAAACAGAAUUUUCUCUGAACACCCACUCUAACAAGAGAGCUGUGAUAAAUGCAGUGAGAAGACUUCGCCAUAUGGGUGGCUCCGUUGUCAAUCUGGCUGAGGCAAUAGACUAUGUUGUGAGAAAGGAACUGACUUCAGCAAACGGAGCCAGACUGGAUGCCUCACAGCACUUAGUGGUACUCACUGGAGGGAGAUCCCAAACUGACGUGAGCAAGUAUGGCAAUCUGUUAAGAAGAACAAAUGUCAACUGUAUAGGAAUUGGUGCCAAGAAUGCAGAUGGAAGACAACUGGCUGAAAUUGCCACAUCCAGUGAAGAUGUUUUUCAAAUAAGCGACUUCCCAAACCUUCCUGGAAUUCAGGACAAGUUCAUUGCAAGACUGAGUGGAACAACGCUACCAACACCUACUGAGCCUACUGUUGCUGAAUAUGGUGAUCUGAAGCCAAAAGUUGCAGAUAUUGUGUUUUUAGUGGACGGCUCCAAUAAUUUCAACAAGGCCGACUUUGAUCAUAUAAUGCAAUUCAUUGUUGGCUUGGUUGACAUCUUUGACGUAAAGGACUCCAUACAGGUUGCCUUGGCACAGUACACCAAGGACGUAACCGAUGAGUUUUUCUUUAACACUUACACAUCCAAAGAUGAUAUCAUAGCAGCAAUAGAGAGAACGAACUACAGAGGGGGCGGGCGGGGGAUCAACACAGGGGCUGCCAUCAAGCACAUUCAGGACAGGCAUUUCGUGAAGGCUGCAGGGAGCAGGGCGCAUGAGGGCAUCCCGCAAAUUGCUUUGAUUGUGACAGGGGGGAAAUCCCAAGAUGAUGGGGGUGCGGCAGCACUGGCCCUUAGAGGAACUGGUGUGCGGAUAUACGCAGUGGGAGUUGGAGAUACCCUCAGUGAAAUUAACAAGCUGGCAAGUGAAAAAACAACAGUCUUUAGGGCCUCAACAGCCCAGGGGAUCUCAGAGCUGAAUGAACAGCUCAUGGUGAUACUUUCUGAUGAAAUGAAGGGGAUACAAAUCUGCACUGGAGCUCCAGAGAUUACAAAAGAUUGUAAACUUGAGGUCUUGGUGGGAUUUGAUGUCUCCAAUGUGGGUGCCGGGCAGAAUGUUUUUACAGUCCAGAGAGGACUUGAGUCCAAGAUGGAGGCAAUCUUCCAGAGAAUUUCACAGAUGAGGGUGACCAGCUGCUCCGGCUCCCAGGUCCCCUCUGUGAGGGUUGGUCUUCUGGCACUAACUUCAGAUGGGCAGCAGGUUGGUUUCGACUUCUCCAAAUACAAGCAAGAGCUGUACGAGCAGUUCAGAGCACUGCGCACUCGAGGACCGUACAUUCUGUCUACAAAGACAGUGGAUGCAUACAGGGACAAGUUCGUAGCCAGCGGCACACCGGGAGCUGUCAAGGUGGUAAUCCACUUCACUGAUGGUCUGGAGGAUGGGUUUGCUGCAGUGAAAGCACGUGUGGAAGCGCUUCGUUCAGCAGAUGUGAGUGCCUUCAUCCUGGUCGGCCUGGAGCGGGCGUCUGAUUUUGAAAACGCAGUACUGCUGGAGUUUGGUCGUGGAUUCAGAUACUCCAAACCUCUCCGGAUAAACCUGCUGGAUUUAGACUAUGAACUGUCAGAGGAACUGGAUAACGUUGCUGAACGUGAAUGCUGCGGAGUGCCAUGUAAGUGCACCGGUCAAAGAGGGGACAGAGGCCCACCAGGAAUCCCUGGAAUAAAGGGUUUGCCAGGAGGAAUAGGAUAUGCAGGUCACCCAGGUGAUGAAGGAGGACCAGGCGAGAGGGGUCCUCCAGGUGUGAAUGGAACCCAAGGGUUCCAAGGGUGCCCAGGACAGAGAGGCGUUAAGGGUUCUCGAGGAUACUCAGGAGAGAAGGGUGAAAUUGGAGAAAUUGGGUUAGAUGGAAUAGAUGGAGAAGAGGGGACCCGAGGGGUGGUAGGUCCUCCGGGAGAUAGAGGAAGCCCUGGAAGACAGGGUCCAAAGGGCAUCAAGGGAGAAAGAGGAGACAGAGGGGACACAGGUCUGCGAGGUGACCCUGGUUAUUCUGGAAUAGACAACACUCAGAGAGGACCGAGGGGAGAGAAAGGAGAUAUGGGACCAAUGGGAGAUCCUGGUGAGGAUGGUGGUAAGGGAACACCUGGAGUAGCAGGAAAGAAGGGAUCCUUCGGAAGAAGAGGACCUCCUGGACCACAAGGCACCAAAGGUACCCCAGGACCCCGGGGUUCCGCAGGAGACCAAGGAACAAGAGGUUCACAGGGCCCAAUAGGGUCUACUGGAGUCCCUGGAAUCAGAGGAGAGAGUGGCAACCCAGGACCAAGGGGACCAGGAGGACCUUUGGGGCCGUCUGGAGACCGUGGCAGGCCUGGCCCUGCUGGAAGAAAGGGUGAACCAGGUGAUCCAGGGGACAAGGGAGCCAGCGGGCCUGUGGGUCCUCGUGGAGAAUCAGGUGAAGAUGGUCGAGAUGGUUUUGGAAGGCCCGGUCUCGUAGGAAAAAAAGGUGACCCAGGAUUCCCUGGAUAUCCAGGUCCAAAGGGAGAGGCUGGCGAUUCUGGAUCCAGAGGGGGACCUGGUCUGAAAGGCAACCGGGGCCAAAGAGGAAAUGCAGGGAACCCUGGCGAUCCUGGACAAAAAGGAGAGGGUGGAUUCCCAGGACCAUAUGGCCAGAAAGGACCAAGAGGACCAGGUGUUGUGCAAUGUGACCUUGUCAGGAACAUUAAAGAAAAUUGCCCUUGCUGCUAUGGUGCGCAGGAGUGCCCUUUGUACCCAACCGAACUGGCAUUCGCCAUCGAUAAUUCCCAAGGUGUUACCAGGGAGGUGUUCAACCGUAUGAAGCGCAGCAUUCUGAACAUUGUGCGCAACCUCACCAUCGCUGAGAGCAACUGCCCGCGAGGGGUGCGGGUCGCCGUGGUGACCUACAACAACGAGGUGGUGACGGAGAUUCGCUUCUCUGACAAUCACAAGAAGAAGACCCUGAUCCAGCAGAUCGAGGGCCUGCAGCACUUGCAGACCAGCAAGGAGCGCAGCCUGGAGAGCGCCAUGAACUUUGUGGCCAGGAACACCUUUAAGCGGGUGCGCAGCGGCUUCCUCAUGAGGAAAGUGGCCAUCUUCUUCAGCAACGGGCCCACCAAGAGCUCGCCCACUCUCAGCGCUGCCACCAUGAAGCUCUACGAAGCAGGGAUCUCCUCUGUCUUCCUCACCAGCCGGGAUGAUGGGGUGCUGAACCGAGCUGUGCAGAUCAACGGCACAGAACUGGCACAAGUUCUUGUGCUUCCUUAUGGACCAGCACAAUUUAACCAAACCAUCAAGAAAGUUAUUAACUGUCAUGUCUGUUUAGAUUUCUGCAGCCCAGAUUCCACCUGUGACUUCAUACUCCCUCAAACUACGAGAGAUAGGAGGUCACCCACUACGGACGUUGACAUUGAUAUCGCCUUCCUUAUGGACAGCUCCGAGAGCACCAGUCCGAGACAGUUUGUGGAGAUGAAACGGUAUGUCUCCCACAUCGUAGACCAGCUAGAAAUAGCAUCGGACCCUAAAACAUCUGAGCACCACGCCCGAGUAUCUGUCAUCCAGCACGCCCCCUACGAAUAUAAACAGAACAGAAUCCUGCCGCCAGCCAAGGUGGACAUCGGACUGAUGGAAUACGGAUCAAAAGAGGACAUCAGGAACUUCCUUCAGAACAAAAUGCCCCAGCUGGAAGGGGUGCGGGCCAUGGGCAGUGCCAUAAAAUACACCAUUGAGCAUGUCUUCGAGACGGUGCCGCAUCCCCGCAACCUGAAGGUGAUUGUGCUGAUGGUAACGGGAGAAGUCAGGGAGGAUGAGGCUGAAACACUGCAGAAGAUCGUGGUCGAUGCCAAGUGCAAAGGCUUCUUCAUUGUGGUGCUGGGCAUUGGCAGCAAAGUUAGCAUUCAGGACCUUUCAGUCCUGGCCAGCGAACCCACCGAUGUCUUCUUUAAGAGAAUCGAGAGGUCAUCUGACUUUUACGAAGAACGUAUGCAGCGAUUUGGCCGUCUGCUCCCUAAACUUGUUAGUGCUGAAAACGCGUUCUACCUGCCUCCAGAGAUCAGCAAGAACUGUGACUGGUUCCAGAGUGACCAGCCCUGGAAGGGACCUUUCAGACACUCACACAAACACGCAAAGGGCAAGGAAAACCAAUCAGUUCCAGUGAAUAAACACAAAGAACUGGAGGCUGCUGAAAUACAAGCUGUUAACAUCAGUGCAACCAGCAUGGUGUUCCAGUGGGUCAGCCCAGAUAGUAAGCAGGAUUACCAUUACGAAGUGAUCGUAAAGAAACUGGGGGACCACUCCCCCGUGCUGAGAAAGAAUGUGACGGGCACCGAGCUGUUCAUCGAAGGACUGGACAGCGCCCAGCGGUAUCACAUAGUCAUCACUGGAUACCUCGGGACCGACGUCAAAGUCACAUACAAGGGGAUCAUCACCACCAAAAAAGCUGAGAAGAAAGCUGCUGAGGCCACUUUAAUUGUGAACGACGACCCGCUGGAGAAGCCAGAGACAGUGGAGUAUGUAUGCCAGCUGCAGAAGGAGGAAGGCUCAUGUACGAAAUUCGUCCUGAAGUGGUACUUUGAUGCCCAGACAUCGAGCUGCACGCGGUUCUGGUACGGAGGAUGCGGAGGAAAUGAAAACAGGUUCGAAACCCAGGCAGAGUGUGAGAAGGCCUGCGCUUCCGUGAUGGUCAAUCCUGGAGUCAUGGCGGCGAUCGGAACCUAAGUGAAAAGUAAUGAAAACCAACGUUUAGCUCUGAAGAGAACCCAGAGAUAACCACAGCCAUCUAGAAGCUAAGGGAAUACUGAACCUUGCACUGUACCUGCAGAUGCUUUUGAUGCAAAGACAAUCGUGAAGCAGUUUUUUUUUUUUUUAACGAAAAAAAUUGCUUCUUGAUUUGGCGUACUGGUGCUAAUGUGUUUGAUGAUCAGGUGCUGACUUUGUCUGGAAUGUAAUGAAAACAUUGUGGAACACUUACACUUCUCUUACAUCUUUAUUUUCCAUUCAUGGAUGAUUUUUUUAUGCUUUGAAAUUAAUUUUUUUUUUUUUUUUUUUAAUGAAUAUCUUGGUCAAAUGGGAAUCAAAAAGCAAAGUUUAUUCAAUAGGGCAAAGAUUCUCUUUAUUACUGCACACAUACUCAGUCCAAUUAUUUUUAAUGCAUAGGAUGGUAUAUGUUAGACACAUUUUGGGCCAAUACUGGCCCGAAGACAUCACAAUUAAGAUUUUCUUUCUAGCUGUUCAUUAUAUUACACUGUGUUUGUGUUUACAAUAUUCUGUGUUAACUGAAAAGAUGUAUAUGAUGACAAUAAUGACAAUCACCCUCAACUCAGUAUUGAGAAAUAGAAAAAUAUAUAUAGAUAAUGCACUUCCGGGACACAAAACCUCAAACACAAAAGUUCCAGCUCUUAAAUAUGGAAUGUAAUUGUCAACAUUGUGUACAGGUUUUUUUUGUAUCAUUUUUGACAGAAAAUAAAAAGUAGACUUUCUUAUAAAA
Molecule: messenger RNA, 15032 nt
Organism: Polyodon spathula (Mississippi paddlefish)
Lineage: Eukaryota; Metazoa; Chordata; Actinopteri; Acipenseriformes; Polyodontidae
Product: collagen alpha-3(VI) chain-like
Exons: 52
Coding region: 260-14263 (4667 amino acids)
Molecular function (GO): serine-type endopeptidase inhibitor activity; protein binding
Source: RefSeq, a predicted model, not a curated record